AACCAUAUGGAUUCACAUGUUGAGCAAUUGAAUAUUAAGCAUUAUUUCUGUUUAACAUUUCCAAUACUAAUCAUAUAUUUUGAAAUCAAUAUUCAAUCUGUGAUAGCAACAGUAAAUUAUUGGUAUGACACACGGAUGCGAUUAAGUAUAAUGAUAAUCCUGGCCCUUGUACUAAAAUUUUGAAGUAAGUGGUUUGCACGUAGAAGGAUACAUGUGGGCAUAAACUUGUGAUGAUGGUCAUCACGUCUGGAAACAAUUGAGGAUCAAUACUCACUCAACAACAAAUGUGGUUUAGCAGCAUUCACGUUCUUGACAACAUUACCCAUUCCAAAAACUAUAUAAAGGAACCUAACUCAAAUGAACUUAACAUCAAAGCAGAAUCACAUUCCAAAAAACUCACAAUAUCUUUUCAAGAAGAUGGCAAGCAGCCAACUUGUCCUGAUCGUUUCGUUGCUCCUUGCAUUAGCUGUUCCACUGAUAAAUGCCUAUGACAAAGUGCCAACUAAGUCAGUAAAGAAGACUGACCAAGUGGUGGUUGAAGGCAUGGUCUAUUGCCAGAGCUGUGAUAACUAUGGAUCAUGGUCUCUGUCAAAAGCUAAGCCCAUUGCAGGAGCUAAAGUUAGUGUUAUCUGCAAAAAUUACAUGAAAAGAGUCAGCUUCUACAAGGCAUUUAAAACAGAUGAAACUGGCUACUUAUUUGCAGAGCUAGAUGGCUUCAAAAUGGGCCAUUCUUAUCUUGACCAUCCUCUACAUUCAUGUCGCGUAAAAUUGGUCGAUUCUCCUCUCGAAAACUGUGAUGUGUUCACUAAUGUCAACUAUGGAAUCACCGGUGCUCGACUCCGAUUUUUAGACAAGACAUUGAAGCGAAGUAAUUACGAGGCUGUAAUUUAUGCUGCAGGUCCCUUUGCUUUCCGACCAGAUCACUGUCCUCCUAAGCCAGAAAAUUAAUUGAUUUCCAUCAUCUACUUUUACGUUUUUAACUUUCUACUGGUUUUAUGCUUUCAUAACAGUAUUGAGUAUAAAAUUUCCUUUUCUAUGUAAGCCAAUUGGGCAACAUUCUUCACAUUGCAAGCAACAUUUUGCUCAAUUCAUAAUUGA
Molecule: messenger RNA, 1098 nt
Organism: Solanum pennellii
Lineage: Eukaryota; Viridiplantae; Streptophyta; Magnoliopsida; Solanales; Solanaceae
Product: non-classical arabinogalactan protein 30-like
Exons: 1
Coding region: 358-948 (196 amino acids)
Source: RefSeq, a predicted model, not a curated record